AUGAGUGAGAACCUGAAGUUUGUCUGGAAAGUAUUCAGCUAUGCCUUACGUGGAGGUUGUGCUCUCCAUGUUGUUCAGUCACACUUCUACGAAUUCACAGAGACCAGAGGUGAGUCAAUGCUCCCCACGCUCGCUGCAAACGGUGACUUUGUUCACUCUUUAAAGAAGUACAGAUUGGGAAGAGGCAUCCAGAAUGGUGACUGUAUUGUUGCGUUGAAACCUACAGAUCCUGACCAAAGGGUUUGUAAGAGAAUAACUGGGAUGCCAGGCGAUGUAAUUCUUAUUGAUCCAAGCAUGGAUGAUAAACAUGAUCCUUCUGCAAGCUUCAACAAGUACAUCAAGGUACCUAAGGGACACGUAUGGGUUACCGGUGAUAACUUAGCACAUUCACUAGACUCUAGAACAUACAACUCCUUACCAUUGGCAUUGAUAAAGGGUAAAAUUGUUGCAGCUAAUGACUUCAAUGAACCAUUUUGGGGCGGUUCCAAGGGUAACUUUUGGGGGUUCAGAUUCAUCGAAAACAACUAUGUGGAUGAGGAUUGA
This is a messenger RNA of Williopsis jadinii, 543 nucleotides long. It is a transcript of the gene IMP1, whose product is annotated as endopeptidase catalytic subunit IMP1. NCBI's taxonomy places the organism in Eukaryota, Fungi, Ascomycota, Saccharomycetes, Phaffomycetales, Wickerhamomycetaceae. Gene Ontology annotation, cellular component: membrane; mitochondrial inner membrane peptidase complex. The transcript has a single exon. Gene Ontology annotation, molecular function: serine-type endopeptidase activity. The coding region runs from base 1 to 543 and encodes 180 amino acids. The record is from RefSeq and is a predicted model, not a curated record.